Cylicocyclus nassatus is the source of this 879-nucleotide messenger RNA. The record is from the annotation of a GenBank genome assembly. Lineage: Eukaryota; Metazoa; Nematoda; Chromadorea; Rhabditida; Strongylidae.
AUGGGUUCUAGUAGCUUGCUUGAACAACGGCAAGCUGAGGAAAAGGCAGCAUGGGAUGCGUAUUGGAAGGUGCGUGAUUUAGAAUCGCGAGGCACAUUCAUUCCCAGAGCACGAUAUUAUGCCCACAAAUGGUUUGAUGCUCCUGCCACAUGGUUUAGAGAGACAAUUGUGGAGCCACUGAACAACAAAAAUCGCCUUCCAUACUAUCAUCGGAAGCUAUCUCGUGUUCCAGAGAUUGACGAGUGUGGAGUUAACGACAAGGCAUGUUUUUUUGAAGCCAAUGAGCAAUUUCGUUUAGAUAAAAUGGUCGAUGGUUUCAUUCUACAGACCCUACGUCAUCGCGCUGACCGCUGUUUGAACUAUCACGAAACAGAUUUUUCUCCAUGCGCUAAGGUGAUCGAAGAUUUAGAAGAAAAUGAAUUGAAUUUUUUCAUCAAAUACGGUGAAUUAGGAGGAGAGGCGGAUGUGCGUGACGCUUAUAUGAAGCAGAAACAUCGACUAAUCUGGGAGCGGCGCCAUCCUGAGAUUAUGGAAGAGCGGAAGAGGGCUUUGAAAGAACAUAAGGAAAAACUGGCGAGAGGGGAAUUUGAUUACUCAUUCUGGAAAAAGGGAAUGUUUUGGCAAGAUAAGAAGAAUUAUGAGCCGCCGUACGAAUUCCACAUGUCGAAGGCUUCUCUCGAAGGAGACAAACCUUUGUCUAAAGAUUGGGAAUACUAUAAAAAGGUUGCGCAAGACCCAGAAUUUGAUAAAGAACAAGGAAAGAAGUCAGAGUUCCACUUGUUUUAGGUAUAAAGUCGAUUAUGUUUGUAGCGCAGUCAUGUCUAAAAGCUUAGAAUUCAGGAAUUUAGCAUAGAGCGACAAUAAAGUAUUCAUGGCAUG